Molecule: messenger RNA, 1488 nt
Organism: Arctia plantaginis
Lineage: Eukaryota; Metazoa; Arthropoda; Insecta; Lepidoptera; Erebidae
Source: the annotation of a GenBank genome assembly
AUGCCGGAGUGUACAGAACAAUUGACGUUCACUAUUCCCAUCAUACGAUACACCAUGGAUUCUGAUGACAGACCUACGGAGGUAGAAAGGCAACAGCUUACGAAAAAAAUGUCCCUGUUGCCACCCGUGAAGAUUGAAGCUCCAGAUCCUGUGAGAAGUGGGAGACGGUCGUCAGAACCUAAUAGGUAUUAUAUACCGCCACAGUGUAACAACCGAUUAUCUCCGAGGAGUGCUCGUAAACGUGAUUCCAGGAAGAAUUCUAAGUCUAACCAUAAAGAUGAUUCACCGUCGAAGGACACUUUUGGACCUAAACCGUGUAAUUGUGAGGAUUGUAGAGCUUCCAGUCCAUUGCCACCUGGUUAUGGGCCACAGACUCUGUCUCCUGGCUACGAUCAGAUGAAGAUGUCAUUGUUAGAAGUACCGUGGAAUGAGGAUUACACAGAAGCAUCCAGUGAUGAUCUCAGUUCCGAAUGGGAUUCUGAUGUACCAGAGCCGACUCCACCUAAGCAAUCAGAAAGGUGGCGUAAGCUCCGUAACAUCGUGCAGUGGACGCCAUUCUUUCAAACUUACAAAAAGCAACGGUACCCUUGGAUACAACUAGCCGGUCACCAGGGCAACUUCAAAGCUGGACCUGACCAGGGAACCAUAUUAAAGAAGCUUUGUGCUCAGGAAGAAAAAUGUUUUAAGAUUCUGAUGAGGGAUGUACUUCGACCAUUCGUGCCUGAAUACAAGGGUCAAGUUACAUGCGAAGACGGAGAACUCUACUUACAACUACAAGACUUGCUGAGCGAUUUUGACAGUCCUUGCGUCAUGGAUUGCAAGAUUGGAGUCAGAACGUACUUGGAGGAAGAACUUGCCAAGGCUAAGGAGAAGACGAAGUUAAGAAAAGACAUGUAUGAAAAGAUGAUUCAGAUAGAUCCAAAAGCACCCACCGAUGAAGAGCACAGGAGUAAAGGCGUCACUAAACCACGGUACAUGAUAUGGCGGGAAACCAUCAGCUCGACUUCCACUCUCGGCUUCCGAAUAGACGGCGUUAAGAAAGCCGAUGGCACCAGCUCUAAAGAUUUUAAGACCACAAAAACUAGAGAUCAAAUCGUUGAAGCUUUUAAAGAUUUCAUCAGCAGUUUUCCUAACGCAGCGCCAAGAUACUUAGAAAGACUGAAGAGCAUCAGAGCAACGCUGCAGGAAUCUUCAUUCUUCAGAAACCAUGAGCUGAUCGGCAGCUCCCUGCUCUUCGUCCACGACAAGAAGCGAGCUUCUAUCUGGAUGAUUGACUUCGCUAAAACUGUCCCGGUUCCUGAGAACCAGAAUAUAGACCAUAACACUACCUGGAAAGUUGGUAACCACGAAGACGGCUACCUCAUCGGUUUAGACAACUUAAUCUCAAUAUUCGAAUCUCUUAUCAAAGAUGACAACGGCAACGUAGAUCAGUGCUAUUCCGACGUUAGUUUAGAUAAAAAUGUUCGGAAAGAUAGCUUUGAUACUUGA